AAUAAGUGUUACAUUUCCGACAGCACAUGAAGGCAGCAUAAUGUAACAAGUGAAAGCGAGAGCGAACCUGUGGGAGGCGGGGUGAGGGGCAUUGGUCGCUGAAUGAUAAGACCAGAAGGGAAGACGGUUCGAUAGAGAGGUGAGUGCUAGUGAUGAUGACGAUGGCGCAUGUAGGGGCAGUAUUUGCAGCAAUAGCAGGAGUAAUGGCCAUCAUUUUGCACUCCUCCAUUCACAAGAUAGAAGAAGGACACCUUGCUGUGUACUACAGGGGUGGGGCAUUGCUGACUUCUCCCAAUGGUCCUGGAUAUCACAUCAUGCUGCCUUUCAUUACCACCUACAGAUCAGUGCAGACUACACUCCAAACUGAUGAGAUCAAGAAUGUGCCUUGUGGCACAAGUGGUGGUGUGAUGAUCUAUUUUGACAGGAUAGAAGUUGUUAACAUGCUGGUCUCUUCAGCAGUGGUGGACAUUGUGAGGAACUACACUGCUGAUUAUGACAAAACUCUAAUUUUCAACAAGAUUCACCACGAACUCAACCAGUUCUGCAGUGUACACACACUACAGGAGGUCUACAUUGAGUUGUUUGACAUUAUAGAUGAGAACCUGAAGACUGCAUUGCAGAAAGAUCUUACUGUUAUGGCACCUGGACUUACAAUACAGGCAGUCCGUGUUACCAAGCCAAAGAUCCCUGAGUCUAUCAGGAGGAACUUUGAACUCAUGGAAGCAGAGAAGACUCGUCUGUUAAUAACAGUUCAGACUCAGAAGGUGGUGGAAAAGGAAGCAGAGACUGAAAGGAAGAAGGCCAUUAUUGAGGCUCAGAAAAUGGCCCAGGUAGCAGAGAUCCAUUUCCAACAGAAGGUGAUGGAGAAAGAGACGGAGAAGAGGAUCUCUGAAAUAGAGGAUUCUGCCUUCCUGGCGAGGGAGAAGGCUAAGGCUGAUGCAGAAUAUUACACUGCUGCCAAGUUUGCUGAAGCAAACAAGUUGAAGUUAACCCCGGAGUACCUGGAGCUGAUGAAGUACCAGGCCAUAGCAGCUAACAGUAAGAUCUACUUUGGCCAGGAGAUCCCUAACAUGUUUGUAGAGGGAAACAAUAGCCCCCCUAAGUCUGUGCACCCUGCUAAUCUGCCCAAUGCUCAAGCAGACUUGCUUAAAGCGGAGGGGCAGUGAGUCCGCUCUGCCUCUGCACAGGACAGGAGAAGCUGAUGAGAACUUGUCUUGUCUGUGAGGUGGAGAGCACUGAACUGAAGAUACUGGGUGGGAAAGCUUUGCAGCUAGUGUGGCGAAUAACACACUGCAGUCUUAAAUCUAAAUGGCAAAGAAUGAGUGGGAACAUUUCAGGACAUACAAAAGUGAGAGCUAGGUAGGCAAGAUAAAAGGGAAUUUUUUUUUUUACCUUCCACUCUUAGCGAGUUUUAGGAAUGAGAAUGAUGACAUAGUUAAAAAUUAAAAGCAUAAUAAAUGCUUAUGCCUGGGAAGGCGACAGCAAGUAGUCGCCCUAAUUUACAUGUGCUUGCAACCAGUGCAGUGUUUAACUUUGCUGUUGGAUCUGCAUUCAUUUUGUUUAUUGUAUGCAAGAGGAGUGAUUUGUGAUGAAAAUUACUGAUUUUUGAGAAUUAAUUUCUGGUUUGGCUGAACUGGAUUCUUGACAGGUGACACUAAUUAAAAGCGGGAUGGUUUGUGUAAGUGUGUAACAUGGGUAGGUCAUCUCUGUGCCAUCUUCUCUUACACUAAAUCACUAGUUGGCUCUUCUCUCUCAACACGAGUCAGUGUGAGGACAGUUUUAAUCACACCUAAUAUCAAAUGCUGCUUGUGGAUGAACUUAAAAUGGUUACGACAGGAUAUAUACAGUUGUUUGAGCAUUAUACGUGUGGUUGUUUUCGGCUGAGUCGUUCAUCACAUGGAGCCCACCUACAUUUCCAGUUGUCUGAAAUCAAACACACAUGAAAAAUGAGCUGUGAAAGAUUUUUUUUAAAUGAUAGCGUUCUAGAAAUAAGUGGCCUGACUUUGUUAAAUUUUUACCUGGGCAUGCAUACAGUUUGAUAUUAUUCUACAGAUACUCAAGUCUUUGAAGUUGGAGGGCUGUCAUCAUGUGUUCAGUUUCUAUAGUAAAUAUACAGUGGUGUCAGAUUGGUAGUAAUGUCAUUUAUCUUCUAUUAGUUUGGUGAUAGUUGCUGUUAUUAGUUGUGGUUGAGAGUGCAGCCACCACAGAAAGACUUGAGAUGCUGUACUAAGACCUGCUGUGGCAUUUACUGUGAAGCCAACUGAGGAAAAGGUUCUACUGGUAAUAGAAAUUCAGAUUUUCUCUUCUAAAAGCUAAUUCAAGUUGAGUAAUAGUUAAAAGUUGAUUAGUAUGUGGAGCGUCACAAUAAAGCAGUUAAAUAAUAGUGCCACUAAGUUGUGAUUUGUAUUCCUUGUCAAGAAGUCCAGUCUUUCUUUCCUCCAUCUGGUUUUGAUGAUCAGGGCCAUGCAUGUGGAAGUUUGUAGUGGCUUGAUUCAGAUUAUUAGUGCCUGCUAUUAUCUGCCAACUGUGUUGUCAUACAGCUUAUUCAGACGUGGUUGGAAUGUAAAUUCUCAGGAGACUAACUUUUAUUUCAGUAAAAUAGCUGCUCGAUGUUGGACAGAGCUUACACUCUUAAAAAGUCAAAAUCAACAAUUGUGCCAGGAAAAAAAAAACAAUUAGCAUGUAUGCUGUAUAUUAAAAUCUGUUAAUUUAAUCUGGUGAUACACGAGUUGGAAAAGUGAAGUUUUGAGACAAGAAAAUAACUAGCCUAUUUGAUUUGAGGAUAAGCAAAGCUCUAAUUUCAAAUGAAAGUCCAUUGCCUAAAAAUACACCACCGUCAACCAGAAUCUGUCUUCUGCAAAUAUUUUUAUUGCACCAUCUAUUUACAAUAGGUGUCUGUGACAUUGAAUAUUAUGAGGAUGUUGGUCUGUCAAAGUAAAAAUAAUAUAAACAAAAGCUCCUUUCCACUGUUAGUGUUAACUUUUUUCUGCAGUUCAAGAAUUGAUGGACUGCAAAGUUUUUCAAUCUUUGCUAAACAAGAUAAUUUCAAGGAUUUUAAAUGGCAACACAAGCAGCACACAGCUCUUAAUUAUGACAGUAACUUGCACUUAGUGAGAAUUUGUUUAACCUCAGUUUUGUGUGACGAUGUGAGUUCCAGUACUACACAAAAACAAGCUUUGUUCUAUUUAAAGAUGAAUGCUGAUAAAGCUUGGGCUUAAACAAGAUGCAAGCUGGUGCUAGAUUUUAUUGUGUGUUUAGGAUUUUGGAUUUUGUUCAGCUCUGUGUUUCAGAAAUAUGGAAAUACUUCCACUAUUCAGAAUUCAAGCCUUAAUAAGAAACUAAAAAGCUUAAACGUGAGACUUCUUAAGAGCUUGGAUGUGCAUACCGUACUGUGCGGCCUCUUCAUAGACUCUGCCUGAGAAAGACAGAACUAGCAGUUGACACUACUAGUGUUUGGAAGAUGUCUUGAUGUUUACUUGACCUCCGAAUGGCAGUUAAAGGCUGCACUCUGAAUUUGCUUUGGUGGUGGGUUCAAAUAAAGAUGCAAAAGAGGAGUAAGAAUCACUCAUGAAAAUAAUUUUUGUCAAUAUUUUGUACAAUCUGUGAAAUUCAGACAUUGUCUCCUUGUUUUAAAAGGUUUAUAUGCAAAAUGUUUUCAAGUUUUGACAAUGUUCUUAUGUAAAAUAAAACCUAUUUUGGUACCUUU
Messenger RNA from Siniperca chuatsi (mandarin fish), 3706 nucleotides. RefSeq names its product ER lipid raft associated 1 (gene erlin1). Gene Ontology annotation, molecular function: ubiquitin protein ligase binding; cholesterol binding. The transcript is spliced from 12 exons. Gene Ontology annotation, biological process: SREBP signaling pathway. The record is from RefSeq and is a predicted model, not a curated record. The coding region runs from base 153 to 1166 and encodes 337 amino acids. Gene Ontology annotation, cellular component: endoplasmic reticulum membrane; endoplasmic reticulum. NCBI's taxonomy places the organism in Eukaryota, Metazoa, Chordata, Actinopteri, Centrarchiformes, Sinipercidae.